AUGUCUCUGGCACGGGCUGGGUGCCAUCAAAUCUGCGAGCCAGUCAGCGCAGCGGCUAGCCCCGAAUCCAUGACAGAAAGACCCCUGUCACUUUCAUCUUACAGCUGCCACACCAUUUCAUCGUUCCAUCUCUUCAACUUCAACUGCUCACCCAUUGCUCUCCAUUGA
Messenger RNA from Colletotrichum paranaense, 168 nucleotides. RefSeq lists its product as uncharacterized. The record is from RefSeq and is a predicted model, not a curated record. Bases 1 to 168 code for a protein of 55 amino acids. The transcript has a single exon. Lineage: Eukaryota; Fungi; Ascomycota; Sordariomycetes; Glomerellales; Glomerellaceae.